AUGUCUAGCUCAAAUACCGUGUUCCGGGCAAGUACCACUGCCCCAGUCAACAUCGCUGUGAUUAAAUACUGGGGAAAGCGUGACACGGUCUUGAAUCUUCCGACCAACUCCUCUUUGUCCGUGACAUUGUCUCAGAAAUCGCUGCGAACUCAUACCACUGCAUCAUGUUCCGAAUCCUUUACGGGCCCAGACACUCUGGUAUUGAAUGGAGAAAAGGAGGAUAUUCAAUCUUCAAAGAGAACACAAGCGUGCCUCAAAGUCCUCCGCUCGCUGCGUGAGGCGCUGGAAGCCAAGGACGCUUCGCUGCCGAAGCUCUCGAAAUGGACCCUGCGGUUGGUGUCUACCAACAACUUCCCUACUGCGGCCGGUCUUGCUUCUUCAGCUGCAGGGUUCGCAGCUCUCGUCCGAGCAAUCGCUGAUCUCUACGAGCUGCCCCAAUCAGCGAAAGAGCUGUCAUUGAUUGCUCGGCAGGGCUCUGGAUCUGCCUGCAGGAGUUUGAUGGGUGGCUACGUGGCCUGGCGAGCUGGUACGAAGGAGGACGGAAGUGACAGCUUGGCUGAAGAGGUGGCACCAGUUUCGCAUUGGCCGGAAAUGAGGGCAUUGAUCUUGGUCGUCAGCGCUGAGAAGAAAGGCGUCCCGUCAACUGCAGGUAUGCAGACCACGGUCGAAACAUCCACUCUGGCACCUGCAAGAUUCAAGGAGAUUGUUCCGAAGAGGAUGCAAGAGAUAGAGAGAGCGAUUGAAGAGAGAGAUUUCGAGACUUUUGCAAGGGUCACGAUGCAGGAUUCGAAUUCGUUCCACGCCAUCUGUCUGGACUCAUGGCCGCCAAUUCACUACUUGAACGACGUAUCUCGCGCGGCCAUGAACGCGGUGGAGACGGCCAAUCGAAAAGCAGGAAAGAUGAUUUGCGCUUACACAUUCGACGCAGGGCCAAAUGCAGUCAUCUACUACCUGCAAGAACACACACACCAAGUGGCAGGAGUGUUCCGAAACAUCUUGCCUCAAGUGCCAGGUUGGGAAGGCGAGUUCGGAGAGUCUGUUCAUCCGAACGAGUAUGGAGGGUUGGAACAGAAGACGCUGAUGACGCUGAAGGCCGGUGUGAGCCGGGUCAUCUGCACGGCGGUGGGAGGAGCGCCUGAGAAGGUUGAAACACACCUGGUCGACAGCAGAGGAAAUGCUCUGGUGGAAUGA
Molecule: messenger RNA, 1191 nt
Organism: Fonsecaea multimorphosa CBS 102226
Lineage: Eukaryota; Fungi; Ascomycota; Eurotiomycetes; Chaetothyriales; Herpotrichiellaceae
Exons: 2
Coding region: 1-1191 (396 amino acids)
Biological process (GO): isopentenyl diphosphate biosynthetic process, mevalonate pathway; isoprenoid biosynthetic process
Cellular component (GO): cytosol
Molecular function (GO): diphosphomevalonate decarboxylase activity; ATP binding
Source: RefSeq, a predicted model, not a curated record